This is a messenger RNA of Triticum turgidum subsp. durum (durum wheat), 198 nucleotides long. The record is from the annotation of a GenBank genome assembly. NCBI's taxonomy places the organism in Eukaryota, Viridiplantae, Streptophyta, Magnoliopsida, Poales, Poaceae.
AUGGCGGCGACGGUGAACAUGGUGAAGGCGGUGUUGCUGCUCUUGCUCGUGAUACAGAUCUCCAGCGUGCUCGCCGCCGCGGCGAGGCCGUUCGUGGGGGACGACGGCCGGUGGUUGGAGAACGGGAUCGGGAUGGUGACACAGAUGCUCGGCGGCGUCAAGCAGUCAGGGUCCAGCGGCCGCACGCACUGCUGCUGA